AUGUGUUUUUGUGUUUCCUACCUGUUGACUAAUAUACUUGUUAUUCUUUCUCAACAGUACUUUGAGGUGCCUUUCGACUCCAACAUGAACCGUACAAAGAACCGCCCGCUUGUCAGAGGACAGAUCAGCCCCCUCCAUGCAGUGUCCUUCGCUCUGGCCUGCGGAGUUCCUGGAGUCGCUCUGCUCACGCUGGCCGUAAACCCUUUGACGGGCUUCCUGGGCGCCCUCAACAUCUUCCUGUACACCUGCUGCUACACGCCGCUCAAGAGGCUCAGCAUCACCAACACCUGGGUGGGAGCGGUGGUCGGCGCGAUACCUCCCGUGAUGGGCUGGACGGCUGCAACGGGUUGUCUGGAGCCAGGUGCUUUGUUGCUGGGUGGUUUCCUGUACAGCUGGCAGUUCCCCCACUUCAAUGCCCUCAGCUGGAACUUGAGAGAAGACUACUCCCGCGGCGGCUAUCGCAUGAUGUCCGUCACCCACCCCGCCAUGUGCAGGCGGGUGGCCCUGCGCCACAGCCUGGGCCUGAUCGCUCUGUCAACCGUAGCGCCGGCGCUGGACGUCACCACCUGGACCUUCCCCCUCAUCUCCUUACCCAUCAACCUGUACAUCAGCUACCUGGCCUUCCGCUUCUACCACAAGGGAGACCGCAACAGCGCCAGGAAGCUGUUCUUCUGCAGCCUGUGGCACCUGCCCAUGCUGCUGCUGCUGGCGCUCACCUGCAAGAAGUACAGCAGAAGUCAGGAGGACGCCGCUCUGCCUCCGGCGUCUUUACCUCCGUCACUGCCAGCCAACUAGUCCCACAGAUACGCCUCUGAAGCGAACCGAGACGUUUGGUUUUCACCCCGACGCUGCUCUCGGCCUGCUCGGAGGAGAGCUGGGUGACGGACACGUUGUUUUACCACUGGUGCUCACUGCACAUCAGGAAACGAUGUGCAUCAAAACAGCCGAAUUACAGAAAACACACUGAAUUAUUACAUUUGGUUGUAAUCAUUUGAACAUGUGUGUGCUGUACAUAUAUAUAUUCUGUAUUUAUUUAUAUAGAGAGCCACCAGUUCCUCUCUGUGUUGUACAUGACUGAUUUUAAAUUACCUUGUACAGUGUAAAUUGGUCCACACAGGUAUGCAUUGUGCAAAAUGCAGAAUAAUUAUGUAAUCAGUAGAUUUAUCUUUGAUUUUAAGUGUAUAAAAGAAAUAGGACAAAUUUAACCUUAUCCCGGUGCAGCUACAGCGCAGCGUGUUGCUCGACUUUCACUUGAUCGCUGUUACUUGACGGUUAAUCAGCCUCUUUCGCUCCCCAGCAAAAGCGCCGGUGAUUCAUUAGCUUCACUUCAACACGGUUCGCCGGCAAGCAAAGCAAAGGGAAUGGUUCACCCCUGGAAGAAACAAGGGCAAAUGUUCUGUAACAAUAAACCCAUCACGACUGUUA
This is a messenger RNA of Stegastes partitus (bicolor damselfish), 1425 nucleotides long. Its product is annotated as protoheme IX farnesyltransferase, mitochondrial-like. The record is from RefSeq and is a predicted model, not a curated record. Lineage: Eukaryota; Metazoa; Chordata; Actinopteri; Pomacentridae. Gene Ontology annotation, cellular component: membrane; mitochondrion. Bases 1 to 795 code for a protein of 264 amino acids. The transcript is spliced from 3 exons. Gene Ontology annotation, biological process: heme A biosynthetic process. Gene Ontology annotation, molecular function: protoheme IX farnesyltransferase activity.